AUGCGGCCUCUGUCGCCUUUUCGGCAGCGUCUCACGAGGCACAGGGGGCGGCAGGAAGGACUCCGCCAUGCAGGGAUGCCUCGUGGGCGCCGCCAUGUUAUUCCCAUGCGGUCGUGGGCGUGCAUGCCGCCAUGUGUCUCGCACGCGCGCUAUUGCCCUCGUGGCUAG
Plenodomus lingam JN3 is the source of this 168-nucleotide messenger RNA. Lineage: Eukaryota; Fungi; Ascomycota; Dothideomycetes; Pleosporales; Leptosphaeriaceae. The record is from RefSeq and is a predicted model, not a curated record.